CGUCCCCCCGACCUUGGGAUUCCUUCCCCACCAAGAUCGGUGAAGCAGGACGGACAAAGGGCGACCGGGGAAGCACAGCAGCUGAGUUCCUAGCUGAUGAAGGAUCGCCUCUUUCUCAACUAUAUCGAGGGGGCUAGCUGGCUUUUGAAGAGCAUCAUUGUGGUCAACUGAAACGUGGCACCAACAUGAGCAUUACAAUUCUCCCAAUGCGGCUGACGCUGCUGACUCUGCCAAAAGAAUCUCUGUCAUGCGUCAUGCAUGCCAUGGUCAAGAAUCUGUACUUUCGAAGAAAGGAUACUUUCUUCUCCUAUACCGAGAACUCUCUUGAAGUUUCUAUUGUUGCAGAUGUCGAAACAGCCGCCAACGAUUUCCCCACUCCAGCCAUUUGCCCCGGACUGGUCAUUUGCCCAGAUCCUUUUCGGGCACUACAAAUCGACAGCGACACAGGGCUAGACAACUCUGCGAAGCGAAUCAACGAAAUAUCGGCUCCUCUGGCGAAGGCGGGAGUCAGCAUCUUCUAUUUAUCAACUUAUCAGACAGAUUUCGUCUUUGUAAAAGAACGACGGAUGUCCCUCGUUAUCUCCACCCUUCAAGCCAGUGACUUUGACUUCAUGGACCUCGAAUCUUUCCAUUUUGAUCACUCUCCACCAUCCACCCCAAGUGUCACAGCCCCUUCCACCCCGAGCUACGGAUUUAAUGGCACGACGCCUGCAAAUGACGAGGUGGCAGCAAGUCCCCCUGCGGACUCUGUUUCGUCAUCACCAACUCGAGCGGAUGCUUGUUUCAAUGAUCUGAACAAUGGCAAAUUCUUGGCUCGAAAAAUCAUCCCACGAUAUACCCUUCGGCUGGUUGGCCUUAACCGAGAAUAUGUAGAUGCGUGGGCGAUAAAAUUGAUUCGGAUCAUAUUCUACCCUGACCUGAUACCACACGCAGAAAACGUAGAGCAAUCUGCUGGAGGCACUGAAAGAUUCUUCAGCUACACUGCAACUGAGGAGGGUAUCUCAAUUGUGGCUGACGACCAAGUCCUUGCGGAGUUUCCGGAGCACUUUUUGAAUAUGAGCACGACACCAAAACCUCUGAAAUGCAUUCAAGUUGAUCUGACUGAUUAUGGGUUGGACCGAUACGGGAUUGUCUACUCUAUGGCCGAUCCGUUGUCCAGCUGCGGCAUUAAUUUAUUAUAUCUUAGUACAUAUAUGACAGCCAACAUUCUGGUGAACGCGAAAGACUUGCCUAAAGCAAUCAAAAUAUUGGAUGAUGUGGUGCAGCGAGAAGUAGCGGAUAGGGAACGACGAUCUGCCGAUUCGGAGGACUCUACUUCUACUGACGGGGUGAACGAGAGUGACGAAUCGCUCUUCGAUGAUGAGCGUAGGACCUCAGUAACACGAACUUUGUGCCUAAAUGAUUAUACUGAGCCUGCUGCUGCGAGACAGAGCAACGAAUGGGUACGAAUAGAUGGCUUGCAACUGCACGGUGAAGGGUGAAGCUGCAUGGCUAUUCAACGAUUAAUUGGGUCGGUGGAACACCAAAAUCUCACCAAGUUGGGAUAACAUAUAGACAUUCAAGGAGAUGAGGAGUAUGCUGUCAAGAGACGAAAGCUUUGAGAAUUGCGCAAGGGCGGUAGCUUAAUUUUAUUUUGUAACAUUUUUUUAUACACUUUCAAUACAUAUUCAACGUCCGACCGUCUGGACACGUAGCG
This is a messenger RNA of Spizellomyces punctatus DAOM BR117, 1696 nucleotides long. RefSeq lists its product as uncharacterized. Gene Ontology annotation, cellular component: cytosol. Lineage: Eukaryota; Fungi; Chytridiomycota; Chytridiomycetes; Spizellomycetales; Spizellomycetaceae. The coding region runs from base 186 to 1481 and encodes 431 amino acids. Gene Ontology annotation, biological process: regulation of intracellular signal transduction; cellular response to L-arginine. The record is from RefSeq and is a predicted model, not a curated record. The transcript has 4 exons.